AUGCGACGUGGUUCUCUGACAAGUAUGCUAAGCGAGUUUGUUGGAUUUCAACGAACUCCAGAUUUUCGAUUGAGUUGGACAAGUAAUUUGGAAUUGAAUGAAGCUGUGAAAGUCGAGAAACGAACAUUCAAGGUAACUAAUUUUUCAAAAAAUUUGGAGACUAAAUUUAUUUUCUUUGCAGGAAGCAACUCCGCCGAAUCCAAAACCAAGACAACGUUAUUUGUCAGAAGGUGAUAUUCGAGUUUGCUCGCAUCCAAAUGGAGAAGUUUCUCAAAAUCCAAGAGAAUUCAAAAGAGCUUUGAGUGAAAAACCACAAGUGGUUAGUUUUUUUUUCAAUAGAUUAAUUGAUUAUGAAAAUACAUAGACUUUUCAGGUUCGUGUAUCUUCAAAUACUUGUGGUGGAGAUGUCAAAGUGAUAAUGAGAGUCAAUAAAAAUCAAGAAAAGAAACGAGAUCGACCAACAAGUUUGAUUGAAAGAAUUCGAAGGAAGAUAAGUUAUACAAAAACUGGAGCAAUUUAUGAAUCUGAUGAAGAGAAAGAAGAAAUCCCAACACAAUGCAAUUUUCCACGAAGAAGAGAUUCGACAAGAUCUGAGAAGUUAUUUAUUCCAAUCACUGAAAUACAUCCAUCAGCUGUUCCUAUUCGAAUUGUUCAGGUCUCAAAUUGA
Caenorhabditis angaria is the source of this 667-nucleotide messenger RNA. Lineage: Eukaryota; Metazoa; Nematoda; Chromadorea; Rhabditida; Rhabditidae. The record is from the annotation of a GenBank genome assembly.